UACACACUCAACCUCCACUCACAAUUCUCCACUUCAAAUAUUUGCAAAUAAUAAAAAUAUUAAAUAAUAAAUAAAAAAAGUAAAAUAUUUAAUUGCUUCAGAGAAAAUGGGUUCAACAGGUAAAAUUGUGGAAGUUUCUACAAGGGUGGAUUCAGCGGCAGAAGAAGAAGAAACAUGAUUAUUUGCGUUGAAUCUGGCCAGCGCCUCCCUACUGCCCAUGGUUCUCAAGUCCGCCAUUGAACUCGACUUGCUCGAGCUGAUCAAGAAAGCCGGCCCCGGCGCCUUUGUUUCUCCGGCGGAACUCGCCGCCCAGCUCCCCACCACCAACCCGGAUGCCCACGUCAUGCUUGACAGAAUCCUCCGCCUCCUCGCCAGCUACUCCAUACUCAACUGCAGCCUCAAAACCCUCACCGGCGGCGGCGGCGGCGUUGAGCGGCUCUACGCCCUGGCGCCGGUUUGCAAGUACUUGACAAAGAACGACGAUGGUGUUUCUAUGGCCCCUCUGCUGCUAAUGAAUCAUGACAAAAUCCUCAUGGAGAGCUGGUACCACUUGAAAGAUACAGUUCUAGAGGGAGGAAUACCAUUCAACAAGGCGUACGGAAUGAGUGCAUUUGAGUACCAUGGCAAAGACACUAGGUUUAACAAAGUAUUUAACCAAGGAAUGUCUAAUCACUCCACCAUUAUCAUGAAGAAGAUUCUGGGCACGUACGACGGUUUCCAAGGCCUCGACACGGUUGUCGACGUCGGCGGUGGAACCGGCGCUACACUAAAUAUGAUCAUCUCAAAAUAUCCUUCUAUUCGCGGCAUCAAUUUCGAUCUCCCCCACGUUAUUGAAGACGCUCCCUCUUAUCCAGGUGUGGAGCAUGCUGGUGGGGAUAUGUUUGUGAGUGUGCCUAAAGGGGAUGCAAUUUUCAUGAAGUGGAUUUGUCAUGACUGGAGUGAUGAGCACUGUGUGAAAUUAUUGAAGAAUUGCUAUAAAUCACUUCCGGAAAAUGGAAAAGUGAUUUUGGCGGAGUGCAUUUUGGCGGAGGUCCCAGAUAGUGGGCUGGCCACUCAGAUCACUGUACAUGUUGACGUCAUUAUGCUGGCCCACAAUCCAGGUGGCAAGGAAAGGACAGAAAAGGAAUUUCAAGCUUUGGCUAAUGGGGCUGGGUUUACCAAAUUCCACAAAGUUUGCUGCGCCCAUGGCUCAUGGAUUAUGGAACUGCUUAAAUAAUUCAUCUAAUUAAGCCCAAUUCUAUUUUGGGCCGGGACUCCGCCUUUCAGUUUUUAUUUUUAUUUUUGUUUUUGUGUGUUUUUAUUAUAAUAUGUUUUUUUCCCACAAAAUCAAAUUUAAAAAAAAAAAGAAGAAAAUGAGACAGCAAAUAAAUAAAUUGGAGCAUUUUCUUCUUGUUGUUUUCCCACUUGUUAGUCAUGAAUAAAGUUUAUGCCUUUUUUUU
Molecule: messenger RNA, 1439 nt
Organism: Erythranthe guttata (spotted monkey flower)
Lineage: Eukaryota; Viridiplantae; Streptophyta; Magnoliopsida; Lamiales; Phrymaceae
Gene: OMT1
Product: O-methyltransferase 1
Molecular function (GO): O-methyltransferase activity; protein dimerization activity
Source: RefSeq, a predicted model, not a curated record